Molecule: messenger RNA, 1406 nt
Organism: Zophobas morio
Lineage: Eukaryota; Metazoa; Arthropoda; Insecta; Coleoptera; Tenebrionidae
Exons: 3
Coding region: 142-1308 (388 amino acids)
Source: RefSeq, a predicted model, not a curated record
AAACUGUUUGGUUCGAUUUGAUUUUAAAGUUCCUAACCACACUUUUUGCUUCACAUUGAGUAUUUGUUAUUAUAAAUUAAUUAUUAUUUUCAUCAUUCCAAUAAUAGUGCACAUUGUAUGUGAUUUAUAUAAUAGAAAGACAUGACCACAACACCAGUCUCUAAAUCAAAGUUAUCAUGUAGAGUGGUAAAAAGUAAAACAGAUGCCAAAAAAGAAGUUGAAUCUCCUACACUUCAGUCAGUCGCGACCACCCCAAUUAAAAAUGGGCAUGUUAAUGCAGAUACUGACUACAGUCCAUUGUACUUUCCCCUCACACAAGAAACAAAUGAAGAAAUUGAUGUUCUCUGGGACUGGCAUUCGCCUCAAACCAGCCAAAGAAAAAGAAGGACGCAGAAACGGUUAAUACCUGCCCAAUCUCCAAAAUUUCCCCUCAAGCGACAUCCUUCGAACAACAACAACACUCAAAAUUUUGAGAGAUUGCGAAAUGAGCUUAAAAUUUUACAAGAAGAAUUGGCGAUGCCGGAUGAUGAAAGUUGUUUGUGUGUUUCGCCACAACAGGAAAUGGAAAUUAAAAGGGAUGAAAGCAAUAUUUUAAGUUUAGAGCAAAAUUGUGAUGAAUUCGAAGAUUUGUUUAAUGAUUCCAUAGAUGAAGAACUUGUUUUGUGUAGCCAGAAAAUAGAGCAAGAGUUGGAAAGUAAAAGUGGUAUUAACAACGCACGAGUGGAUUUGUCUACAAAUAUUUGUGAUAAUACAGAGAUAAAUAGUUUAAUUAACAAGUAUAAUGACAAAAAAAUUAUCACUUCUAAUAGGGAUUUAGCACAGGAAAGUUUUGACAUUUCAUUUGAUACCUUUCGAACAGAGGACAGAAAUUUAGGUGUGCAAGUAUCAAAACAUUCUAAGCUGACUUUACAAAGAACACUUUCUGAUAUUCCUGUUAAUAAAACUAAUGUUAUACACACAGCAUCUGGGAAGUUGGAAUUUCAUAGAACAAAGAGCUUUGAACUAGCUGGACUUAACACACAUAAUCAGAACUUAUCAAAGACUACCUUGGAUGAGAUUGAAAGGAAACGACUUGAAGCCAAAGCUAAAUUAGAAUUAAAGAAACAAAAAGACACAUUCAUAAGAUCACCAGACAAAUGUUCACCUGAAGAAAUAGAGAAAAAAAGAUUACAAGCGCUUGCUAAAUUGGAAGCGAAACGAAUACAGGAUAUUGUAGAAAAGAAAAGACAAGAAGCUUUGAAAAGGCUACAAAUCAGUAGAAUGAAAAAUGCUUCUCAAGUAAAAAGUACGCUGACAACUAGACUUUGAACAAAAUAGUUUACAGUAGUAAGUUAAGAGUUAUAUUUGUUAAUCCAUAUUUUCACUACAUUUAAAUUGAUUAUUAAAAAAACCAAAUUUGUAUGAAA